Paraphaeosphaeria sporulosa is the source of this 545-nucleotide messenger RNA. RefSeq lists its product as uncharacterized. The record is from RefSeq and is a predicted model, not a curated record. The transcript has a single exon. NCBI's taxonomy places the organism in Eukaryota, Fungi, Ascomycota, Dothideomycetes, Pleosporales, Didymosphaeriaceae. The coding region runs from base 143 to 463 and encodes 106 amino acids.
CAGCAUGCAGGGCAGAUGUGGCGAGUGGGUGAGGCAGGCGAGUUGAGACGAGACGAGACGCGGCGGGUGCUAGGCUAAGGGGUUAUUUUGGGAGCUUGGGAGACGCUGGGGUGAGGUAAGCGGUAGGGCUGAACUGGCUGCGAUGCUGAGUGUGCGCAGCACAGCAAAACAGAGCGCAGGGUGUAAGGUUGGAAUGUGCACACCGCAUCGUAUCGCGCGGGAGUGCGAUGACGGAAUGUUAGGUGAUGGCUUGAUGGGGAUGGCGGUGCAUGUGCGUCGCCGGGCAGUUUCGCUUCCGGGGUUCGCGGCGGCGACGCGGCGGGUAGGGAAGGGUUCUGGAAGGGAGGAUCCGACUCGAUCGAGAUGCGAGUCAACUAGGUGGUCGGCGGAGUUGGCGGUGAGUGCGGAUUCGAGAGUGGGUCUGGCGGUGGAGAAGGUCUGGGGUAAUGGUCGGGGAGGGUAGGACGGGGUUUUCGUUUGUACGCUGUUGGGAGUUGGAGCUGACCGACGGUCACAGAAUACGAGUUCAUGAUGCAUUGUGCAGU